GCCAUGUUGCCACAAAUCAAAUCUCCCCCAGUCGCGUGUGAUUUCUCUUUGUUAGAAGAAUUUGAUUCCGCGAUCCAGCCAACUAACCAACAACACAUUCAAAGGGGCAACAACAUUUCAACAUCUUGUUAGUAUACUCUACCUCGGGGAGGGAGUCUCUCAUUGGACUCGGACAAGCUCAGCAGGGAUCAGAUUGGCUCAUACAACAUGGCAGCAGUGAGAUCAGGUCACAGGAAAUCACACUCCACUUCUGCACUCUCUUCCAUCCUUGGUACGAAGGAUGGCGCAUCAACUUCAGUAUCAUCAUCUUCCGGAUCAUCCAGUGGAUCUUCAGCUCUUUCUUCAGCCGCAGCAGCGAGACGAAAGCUUCGAGCGAGUCAACAUCCUUCUCUCGGAAUAGUGGAGGAGAAGGACAGCGCUCUACUUGAUCGAUCGGCCAGUCGUCGGGAUUUAAACUCUACGGUCACAAGUGCAAACCAUAACCUUCGCGAUGUCGGUUCCCAACCCGACAGCUCGACUUCGACGACGCACUACACAGCAGCCAAGAUGUCUGAACUCCCUGGUCUGACAAGAUCACGUUCAGUCAUGCGUUUGCCGACGGCGGAACGAGAUCAGCCAGUGCGGAAAAGCUCUACGGCAGUUCAAUCAACUCGCUCAGAUGCUGAAGGUACCGACACUUUCGUCUAUGAAAGUGAUUACGCGAGAAUGAGCCCUUCGGGUCUUGGCGGUGACCAUGACGAGCUCGCAUCUCGACUGCAGGAGGCACUUGAGCGCUCGAGAAAGAGCAUUGACGCGAGCAAGGAGAAAGCUGGUCUGCAUCGGGCAAAAUCGAGGAAGAGCGGAGCGAGAGAGCGUAACGAGGAGGAUGUGAAAGUCUGGAUGAGAGAGCUCAUGUCACUCCGAUCGAGCGACAGGCGACGUCGAGAGGCACUGAGAGGAUUGGAGCGGACGGUCUUUGCUUCCUGUCAACGGCCUACCACAUCAACCUCCGAGAACGUGAUAGACGUGCUGAAGCUACUGGACUUACGAGUCUACGACGCACUCAUCAAUCUCAUGGCUCGACAUGCUCAGACUCUCUCCCGUCGCGGACAGUCUUUGGUUGCUGGUGAUGAGAUGGCAGCACAUCUUGUUCCUGAGAUCGCUUGCAUCGUCGGGAUGCUUCAAGGCUUGUCGCUCAUGAGCAGAUCAUGUAAAGAAGUGCUGGGAGAGCCGUGGGUCAUGGAGAUCAUCAUUGAUUUGUUGCUCCUGCUGCGGCAUCAGCCGGCAUUGGACGCACUUGCGCCCAGUGAAGCAUCGCAGUCCGUUCCUGUAGAUCACUCUAUACUCGAGCUACUCUGUUGCGUCCUCGUUGACUCGACUGCGAAUAUGCGUACCUUUGAACAAUUGGGCGGUCUAGAAGCCGUCACCAGAGUCGCGAAGGGUUCGACUGUGCCGCGGGAAGUCCAGAUGAAGUGCAUCGAGUUCAUCUACUUCUACCUUCAACCGGAGGCUACAAUGUCCAAACGCGUAGUCUCAUCUUCUUCCACGUCGUCAUCCUCAUCUACCGACUCGCAUCCUUAUCCAGGUACUCCAUUCACACCAAUUUUUACCUCGGACUCGGACGGGAGAAUGACCCCAAGUAUCGUAUCGGGCUCAAAAUUCCAAGAUCUUGACAUUCCAUUCGUCCCUCAGACCCCUUCAAAUCCUGCUCGACAUGCUCUGGGUUACCCUACGCCUAACCACUCGCGAAAGAUAUCUGCCUCACACCAAGGCGUACCGUCACUUGCUCCGAUUACAGGCUCACCUGUUAUCAUGUCUCCUGGCGGGUCGACGGAUAAGCCUCGAGAUUCAUCCCAACACGGACAUGGAGAGCGGCCCGUCUCUCAGAACAGUCGUCCAAUCUCUCGAAACUCUGUGGCGUCCUCCUCUAGCAAGGACGAACGUCGGUGGUCUGCCGUGGAGAUGGGGGUGUCAAAUCAAGGACUAGGUCUAGGCAUGACGAAGAGCGCAAGCGUUGUCAACCUCUCGGACCGAAGGAACGGUGCGAGAUCUUCCCCGGCGGACCCUUUCAUCGCGCAUGCUUCUCCACCCAGCGGCGACUCUCGCUCAUCCUCUGGCUCUUCGACUGCCGUUCCUCCGAACUUAUCUAUGGGUAGCAAUACGCCGACAUCGACUCACUUCUCCGCGCCGGUGAAUCAUGGCUCAUCAGGGCUCGUUAGAUCGAGCACCCAGCCUAACUUCACAUCCGACGUGAAUGCGAGUUUGAUCAACGCGUCCAACGUCACCGCUCGACGACCAAGUAUCAAACGACCGCAAAAGUCGUCGACGCCGUCUGCAGUGUCGUCGCCUCGGCGUGCCGAGAUUUCACGAGAGCCAGUCUCUGGAGCUCAGGCAUUGCCCAGACCUCCGAAAAUCCGACACUCUCGCACGCAGUCUCAACUGAUAGGCACGGAUCGGAUAUCUAUGCCGCCUCCCACCUCCAUCCCACCUCGCAAAUCCAUGGAGGUCGAGGUGGAUCGGCGGUCGUCCCAGACGUCUUUGACACUCACUCCAGAUCCGGCGCAGCCUCUUCGCUCACCUGGCCUGCUGUCUGCAACGACAGUGGACGUGCGACCCCUUUCCCCCGGUUCGAACUCGACGAUUUCAGGCAGAUCGACACCUACACCUACUUCUACACCUGUACUCGAGGUCCGACCCACCCCAGCCAAGAAAUCUUUCCCCAGUGGAAUGACGAAAGGCUUACCACCCUCCAUGUCGACUCCGAAUCUCUCUGAUCUGGCCCGUCAAGCGCAUCCGCGGCAUUCAGGCACCACAACGCCGGGUCAAGUUUCAUCUGACCGGACUAGUACGUCGACGCCUGGAGGGGCGAAUCUUUCUGGGACAAGUUCUACUCCUGGUGCUGGGGGUGCAAACCUAUCCGUUUCGAGCAUGGGAGGAUCUUCAGCCAAUACGUCAUUAUCAUCCACUGGCCGAUCACCAUCAAUCAAUGGAUCGUCGAUGCCUCUUGGCGCUGUAAGGCGUGUGCCUAGUAUUUCGGAGAAGCGGGCCAGGCCUGACCGUCGAGAACUUGGAAGCGGGUUCAGCGGUCAGCAAGGCGUUAAGUCAGUUGAAGAGAAAAAGGCAAUGCUCGGCGCACGGAUGGGCAACGUUGAUGCGUUGGUUGAGAGUGUGGAAAAGGUUGGAUUCUUUGCUAGUCGUCCUGAGAGGAAAUAAGCAGAGGAUGAGGAGCAUGAGAUGUCACGGCCAGUACUCAGUUUCCUGUGUGUAGAGAGUUUUCCCAUUACUAUAAUGACUGUGUCUUCGUGAACAGUCGGAUGCAUGUC
Messenger RNA from Kockovaella imperatae, 3302 nucleotides. RefSeq names its product cell division control protein 14, SIN component-domain-containing protein. The transcript has 6 exons. NCBI's taxonomy places the organism in Eukaryota, Fungi, Basidiomycota, Tremellomycetes, Tremellales, Cuniculitremaceae. Bases 208 to 3192 code for a protein of 994 amino acids. The record is from RefSeq and is a predicted model, not a curated record.